CUGUGCAAAUAUAUUAAAAAAUAACGUAAAAACAAAGGUGUGAGUAUAUGGUAUGGAGUUAGUAUCGAGAGGUAUGCAAUUUUUUUCUCAAAAAAUAUUGAAAGUGCAUAUAAUUUUGUAGAUCACAAAAAACUCGUUCCAGCUGUGCAAGAAAAUUUGAAAUCCUAGUUAAAACGAAGAAGAUAAACUCGUUCCAGCUGUGCAAGAAAAUUUGAAAUCCUAGUUAAAACGAAGAAGAUAAAAUUCGAUUAAGAAAAAUAGAAAAAAUAAAAAUACAUUUAAUUCACAAUACUUAGAUCGAGAACCCACUUUAAAGAAAUGUCUAGAUUUGGUUAUGCAAGUUAUACACCAUUUAUGCACUUCGGGAGACUGUUGGUGCGUUUAGCUAAGGAUUUUCUGAUUAGGAGUAGGUUAGGUUUAAUUAACGAGGUGUAAUUUAGCGAUAGCAAGUUUGAAUGGAAUUGGGGAGGGGACUUUAGAGAAAGGAAGAAGAAAAUAGAAGAAAAUUCUAUUGUUUUUACGCCGUUGACUGGAAGCCUUAUUAAAAAAAUAAAAAAGGAUUGGCAUAGCGCCAUAGCCACAUAGGGAUUCCAUUUCAAUCAAUUUUGCGGAUUUGGUGGGCAUUCUCUCUCUCUCUCUCUCCAAGUAAAAAGGGUGAAAAACAAAAAUGAUCCAUCCUUUCAUUUAUCACCCUCACCAUCGUCUUGCCAGUCUGCCACAACCCCGGGAACCGUUGUCGCGCCAUUAAAGAGAACCUUCCUUUACCCGUUUUUCUUCAUGUACCUCCUCCACCUCAACUUUUCUUUUCCACUUUACCCAACUUCACUUCUCCUCCAUCUCUCUCCCCUUUCUUGAUGGGUUACCUUUCUUGUAAGGCUGAAUCCGCUAUUGCCGUCUCUACGCCAUCCCCCUCCCAGCCUUCCGCCGCUCUUCAGAACAAGCAGGAAAAGCCGAUCAAGAUCCAUCAGUUCCACUACAGCGACCUCGAGGCGGCAACCAACGGCUUCUCCGAGCAGAAAUUGCUGGGCAAAGGCAGCCAUGGCUGCGUCUACAAGGCUGUCCUGCGUGGCCGCCGUGUCGCCGUCAAGAAGCCCUCCAGAGGGCUCGAGUUCGCUCACGAAGUCGACAACGAGAUCGAGAUCCUGUCAAAUAUUCGCAGCCCAAGAUUGGUAAAUUUGCUGGGGUUUGCUAAUAAUGAUACUAAACAUAGAUUGCUUGUUGUCGAGUUUAUGUGCAAUGGUACUCUUUAUGAUGUUCUUCACUCGAAUUCCAGACCCCCAAAUUGGGGUCGAAGAAUUAGGAUGGCCCUGCAGAUUGCUAAGGCUGUUGACACUCUGCACUCGCAGAAUCCGCCCAUUAUCCACAGAGACAUCAAGUCUGCUAAUGUGUUGAUUGACAGAAAUCUUAAUGCUAGGUUGGGUGAUUUUGGGCUGGCUCUUAGGUGUGGCGUUGGUGAUGGUGAUAGGCUUAGAUCAACCCCACCUGCUGGAACAAUGGGGUAUCUUGAUCCUUGUUAUGUCACACCAGAUAAUUUGAGCACCAAGACUGAUGUUUUCAGUUUUGGGAUUUUGUUGUUGGAGAUUAUUAGUGGGAGGAAGGCUAUUGAUGUGGGGCAUUCCCCUCCUUCAAUUGUGGACUGGGCAAUCCCCAUGGUAAAGAAGGGGAAGCUUGGUCUUAUCUACGAUCCGAGGAUCCCACCCCUCAAGGAUCCUUUGCUCAAGAGGCAGUUGGCUCUGAUUGCUUCCAAAUGUGUUAGGUCUUGUAGGGAGAGGAGGCCAUCAAUGAAGGAGGUUGUUGAUUGGUUGAAUGCAUUGAACAAAUUGGUUCCUCUUCACUCAUGGAAUGGAUUCAACAAUCCAUGUAUGAUGGUAGAGACGAUGGGGCGUCCUGUUGAACUGAUGAUGAAUGGUCAGUUUGGUUUGAGACAGCAAGGUAUUGGAGGUGAGAACUUGGAUGGAGUUGAUGGGAAGCUCGGUACGCGAAUGAUGAAGGAUUCAAGAAGAGUGUUUUCAGAUUUGGGAUUGCGGAGCAAUUUGAUAGAUCUCAUGGAACGUGCAGAGGGGAAGUCUGGGUUUAUGAUUGAAGGCGAUCAUGAGGUUGAUCAGUCUGAUCUAAGGCCCUCAAGGCGGUUUUCUCGUUCCAUUUUUGGUAGUGCAAGAUAUGUAACCAGAGGAAGAACACAGUCCAGGGCUCCCAAUACAGAUAAAGCUGUUUCACAUAUGCGGAGGAUAAAAUCAGUUGGGGAUGGAUCGGACUUGUUUGCUGAUCAAAUAGAAGAGAAAUCUUCUCGUUCAGGUUGUAGUGCUACAGCCUGUGAGGAUGACUAAAAGGAUUGUGUCGAUCCAUAGAUGCUCAUGGUUGUAAGCUGUUAGUGCUUGUGAAUUACAGGGAAGCAGAUUUGUGGUUGUUUCAUAGUUUUUCUCUUCUGGUUUCUGAUUAUUAGCAUUCUUUUGCUGUCUUCUUCCAAAUGUUAAUGUAUUCCCACAUUUGACAAUGUGUAGCUCCAAUGAUACAUGGCCAUCCAGCAGUUACUUGUUCAUCCAACUGUAGUGUAAGAUUUAAAAUGCUCUUUUGAAUAAAUGCGGAGCAAGAUUAUGUGUCCACUACGUGACAUCAAUCUUGGUUCCUUGCUGCUGUCAUGCAUUUUGAUUCAUGUUUGUUUCUAUCUAAACUGAUGCCAACAUCAGAUAAUAUGCAAGCUCUCUAUUAGCUGUAGGCGAUAGCAAUAGUCAACCAUUGAUCCAUAUUUCCCAGAUAUUGCAAUAAAAAAUUUCUAGUAGUUAUUGUAAUAUAAACAGAAAAAAAACCCUGAAAUAAUUUUUUUUUAAUCACAAUACAUCACUUUGAAUCCCCCCUCCCCCCCACACCCUAAAUACUAGAGUUCGGAGCAGUUCGCUUCAAUGUCAAGCGAACCACUAUCGAAUCUACUAGAUAGUGCAGCGCUCCACUCCAAAUCUCCCGGAUAGAAGCAGAAUCAAGCAACUAGAGUCUAAACAACUCGGAUCACGGCCAACACAAGUGAACCACCCUCAAAACUAUGUUGCAGAGCACACCAAGUUCGUCGAUGAAAUCCACAAUGUCAAGCGAACCACUACCGAAACUUCUAGAUAGUGCAGCGAUCCACUCCAUAUCUCCCGGAUAGAAGCGCAAUCUAGCAACUAGGGUCUAAACAACUCGGAUCACGGCCAACACAAGUGAACCACCCUCAAAACUAUGUAUAUUGCAGAGCACACAAAUGAACCACUCUAGUUCGUCGAUGAAAUCCACGAUCUUUACCUAAUCUAGGUAGGAAUUUCCAACGACCUUAACAUUUCGCUCUGUUAACCGAUCACAGUGAUAUUUAUUUGAUUUUCCAUAACUUUACCAAGACUACAACUUUUGUUAUAGAAAUAUUUUCUGAAUGUAAAUGGAAAUGUGAAAAUGAAAGCUAGAGUCAUUCUCAAAAUCUCUUAAAUCCAAAAACAUCUCCUAUUUUGGAAAAUUCUCUCUAGUAUAAUUUGUAGUCGUUAACAAGAAACGAAAAAAUAAAAAAAAUAUGUAAUUGUCAGAUUGUGGAGCACAAAAUUAGUGUGGCUCGAUGCUGUCACUAGCCAUUCACUAUGGAUCGUUUUAUCAGUUGCGAUCCAUAGUGAUUUAGUUUGGUUCGCUUAGGCCGGGCGCGCAUUUGUUCAGUUUUGCCCCAUCCGAUGUAGAUCGCUCCCGUGUCAAGCAAACUAGGUAGUAGUUCACAUGUCAUUGGAGUAGGAAUGAAAAUAGAGCAGGUAUGGGACUAUUAUAUCGAUAUCCAUACUCGUCCCGGGACGGGUCAAGUCCAGUUCAGUAAUUUAUCAUGGUGCACCGAUCGGGGCAGGUCAAGCCAUAUGAGUAUGUGAUUUGAAAGGAAAACAUUAGAAAUAUUAUUAUUCAAUAAAAUUCUAAGGGAAAAUGUAAUAUGAUAAAUGCAGUCAAAUUAUUUGAAAAAUUUAGACUCUCACUUAUUUAUCACUUCAUUAUAGCUAAAAUAUAAGGUAAUAAAAAUAAAAUCUACGUAGUUUGAGUAAAUUUACAUGUAGUUUACCCCAAAAUUGGUCGAGAAUGAGGGUCAGGACAUAUCAGGUUGAGGAGCUCGUCCCGUCCCGUCUAGGAUACGGAUAAUACCCGCCCAAAGUAGGUCAGCUAAAACGAAUCUAAUUGGAAUUGCGAUCCUUAUAAUGGAGCAAACGACUCCAAACUCUAGUAUUUUGAAACAAUAAUUCAAAAGAUUUAUAAUGAACAUUUUUUAUUAAU
This is a messenger RNA of Linum trigynum, 4266 nucleotides long. NCBI's taxonomy places the organism in Eukaryota, Viridiplantae, Streptophyta, Magnoliopsida, Malpighiales, Linaceae. The record is from the annotation of a GenBank genome assembly.